CCAGUAUUCAAAAUAAUUUUGUCAGUUAUAUAACAGAAGCCAGAACCAGGGUGAUGGCAACACCAAUAGCAUGUAUGCACCAUACAGAUAAAUAGCAAAGAUUGUGUUAUAUGAGGCAUCGAUGUAUUCAAAUGGCUCUCAUCUUUUCAGGGAAAAAUGUCAAAAUUUGCAUCUAAAAUGCUUUCUUAGAAUGGAAGUUUCUGCAUUGCUAUUCUUGGUCUUUAACCCAGAAUGUUCUCAGUUCCGCCAAAUCUGAGUGCUCAUACGGGUGAUUUAUGACUGAUUGUUGGUGUGUGAAUGAGCCCCUUCGAAGCGUCCUUCCCCUUUCUCGGUCGGCCUUCCGUGUGCUUCGCCAGCCCAUUUCUUCAGCGCUGCUUUGCACCAGAGAACACAGGCUGAAAUGAAUCUGAAAUCUCUGUCGCAACAUGUUCUGCUAACUGUGAUAUUGCUGAAACGUAUAUUGGGUAACUGCUGGAUGGAUGCAUCGAGCAGAAGCGUCACAGGACAAAAUGACAGUCAGUCUGUCCUGCCAUAGAAGUUAUCAUUUCCUGUCUUUCAGAGAAAAUAGACCCAAGAAUGGAGGCAUAUGUGUAGCCAACCAUACCUCACCGAUUGAUAUAGUUAUCCUGGCUAAUGACAGAUGCUAUGCUAUGGUGGGCCAAGUACACGGGGGCCUGAUGGGAAUCAUACAAAGGUCAGCGGUGAGAGCCUGUCCUCAUGUUUGGUUUGAGAGGUCCGAGAUGAAAGAUCGCCACCUAGUGGCAAAGAGGCUGAGGGAUCAUGUGGCAGAUAAGGCCAAGCUUCCCAUACUCAUCUUUCCUGAGGGGACCUGCAUCAACAACACAUCGGUCAUGAUGUUCAAAAAGGGGAGUUUUGAAAUUGGAGGGACCAUCUAUCCUGUGGCCAUAAAGUAUGACCCACAGUUCGGAGAUGCCUUCUGGAACAGUGGUAAAUACAACAUGGUGAGCUACCUGCUGCGAAUGAUGACCAGCUGGGCCAUUGUGUGUAACGUGUGGUACCUGCCUCCCAUGCAGCGCCAGGAAGGAGAAGAUGCCGUCCAUUUUGCAAGCCGAGUAAAAGCAGCCAUCGCCCAUCAGGGGGGGCUGGUGGACCUGUCCUGGGACGGCGGGUUGAAACGGGCCAAGGUGAAGGACACCUACAGGGAGCAGGAGCAGAAGAAGUACAGCAGCAUGAUCGUAGGGGACGGCAGCAGCCGGAUCGUAGGGGACGACAGCAGCAGGAUCGUAGGGGACGGCAGCAGCAGGAUCGUAGGGGACGACAGCAGCCGGAUCGUAGGGGACGACAGCAGCAUGAUCGUAGGGGACGACAGCAGCAGGAUCGUAGGGGACGACAGCAGCAGGAUCGUAGGGGACGACAGCAGCAGGAUCGUAGGGGACGACAGCAGCAUGAUCGUAGGGGACGACAGCAGCAUGAUCGUAGGGGACGACAGCAGCAGGAUCGUAGGGGACGACAGCAGCACGAUCGUAGGGGACGGCAGCAGCAGGAUCGUAGGGGACGACAGCAGCACGAUCGUAGGGGACGGCAGCAGCAGGAUCGUAGGGGACGACAGCAGCAUGAUCGUAGGGAAUGACAGCAGCAGCUGA
This is a messenger RNA of Paramormyrops kingsleyae, 1604 nucleotides long. NCBI's taxonomy places the organism in Eukaryota, Metazoa, Chordata, Actinopteri, Osteoglossiformes, Mormyridae. The record is from RefSeq and is a predicted model, not a curated record.